AUGUUCUGCUGUUCGAAAAACAUACUAGACACGGUAGAGAAGAGGAGGAGGGGCUAUGGGAUGUACACGGAAAAGAAGCCAAACGAUGAGGGAAAUGAAUUAAUAUCAAUAUGUGACAAUAAAGUGUCCAUCGUGAACAUUUUAAGAAGAGGAAAUGAGUCGACGUGCAAGGCAAAGCAAGAGAAGAGCGAGACCGUUAAGAAGACACCACCAGUGUGCAAAUCCAAUGUGCUCAAAUAUUAUGAGGCGAACAUUUUGAAGGAAAAAAGCUCCAAGGGGACAUCCCUUACAGAUGUAAAAAAAAACGAAGAAGCGGAAAAAAAAAAAGGAGAUACACGCAAGUCACACCAUGAUAAGCAUAAGAAGGAUGUCAUUAAGCACAAGCACGAGGUGGAUGAGUUUUCUCAUUUGAACACGAAGCACAAAUUUAAGGCUUUGAAGGAAAUACAGAGGCAGCUGAAGGAUUGCAUAAAGGAGCAGGAGUUUAGCAUCCACGACGAUAUUUUGUUCUUGAACAUAUACAGGCUGACCCACAAGAAAAUGUACUCCCUGCUGGACAGGAAAAGGAAGAGCGCGGGCCACUACAACUGCAACGAAGUCCUGGACAUGAUACUAAACGGGAAGCUGCACAAAAACAGCCUAAUUAAGCGAAAAUCGGAGGCGCAGUAUGUAUACCUAAAGGAAAAAAUCAACGAAAUUCAUUUUUUAAAAAAUAUGGAGCUACAGUACUAUCUCAAAAUUAAGAAAAACAUACCCUCCAUGAAAUCCAAAUUUGAAGAAAACUACACGAAGGAAAACUCCCUAUUUCUCGAAUUCAGCGAAGCGUUAUUAGCAGAAAAGGUAAAGUCCCUAAAACGCUUCUUCGUUUCUCCCUACUGUAAAAACAUUGUAGAAAUAGUUUUAAUACCAAAGCAGAAGAACAGAAACUCCUUUUAUGGGCACCACAAAAUUUUCGCCGACCUGUUUGUAACAAAACAUAUUUCCGUAUAUUUUUAUCACCUCAUUGAGAAAAAAAUGGAAAGGCAUAAUUUGGCAGGGAGGACAGGGCCCAUACAUUUAAGAAUAAAAUUGAAGACAAACUACCCCCAAGCGAUAAAGACCAUUUUCAGGUACAUAUACGACAGGAAUUUGAACCUGCACGAAUUGGAUUUUAAAUUGUUGGUGAGUGUUUACAUGGAGUGUGUUCAUUUGAAAAUUCCCAGCAUCGUGGAUGACGUGACUGAGGUGAUUUCGCAGAAGGCCACCUUCGACAAUAUCAUUGGGGUGCUGGGGCUGGCCUCCACCUUCAAGCAGAUCGCCACUCCCCUGUUCAGCGACUUCGCGCGAGUCAUUUCGGACUCGGGGGGGUACCUCUUCGCGAAAAACUACCACUACCUGCUGGACAGCGAAACGUACAGCCACUUCCUCCGCAGCGACAACCUCAUCGUGAACGAAAUGAGGCUGUUCAUCGAAUCUGUGAAGUUCAUAAUCAAGAAGAACUGCGACAUGAAGGAACAAAAGUUAAUUUUCCAAAGCAUCCGAUUUAGCCUCCUAUCAAGGGAACACCUCCACGAAAUUUACCAGUACAUGAGGAACUGCUUUGAAGACAUUUUACAUAGCAAGUACGACGAGACGAAUUUCAUCUGCAUGAGGUACCGGCACUCCAAGUUGAGGAUAAAGGGGGAGUGCCCAAACAGUGACCACGGGGAAGCGUUAAAUGCGGCAAGUGCUGAACGAAAAGAAAUUGCUCAAAUUGCUCAAAUUGCUCAGGGGGAAAAAGCAGAUGGUGUUAAGGCAAAGGAAGACGUGGCGACUGCUGGAAGACCCCCCAAGUUGUCAUUCUCCGAAGAAAUAAAGCACUUAAACGAAUUUUACAAAAUAAUAAAUAAAGAAGCUUUUGAACCCCCGUACUUUAGUAAGAAGAAGAAAGAAAUAUCCGUUAAGGGACUAACCAUUUGUAUGAACAAUAUUUAUAACAUCCUUUUUGAUCAUAUUUUCCAAAAAAUGGGAAAUCAAAAAGAGGUAAAGGAGAGGUGCAGGAUAUGGAAGGAAAAUAAAAACUUUUUGUGUGUAAACGAUUUUACCAAUGAGAAGUACUCCUUCCAAUUAAUUAAAAAAAAGGGAAAUACAGACAAAUAUGCGUUUACGCAUGGCGACGAAAGGUUAAUAAGUGAAUGUAAAUUGGUGUACCAAAUUGUACAAAGCAAAGAGAGUAAUAUCUCCAUCGGAGUCAUUUUAAAAAGGAAGGAAUUAAACAGUUUAUCCUCUCAACAGAAUUGUAAAAUCCCAAUGGCUUUACUCCAAUGUAGUGAUCAGCUGGUCAUUUAUUUUGAUUUUUUUGUAAAUGAUUUUUACGCGUGUAAUGUUGACAGUAGCAGCUCCGCCUUAAUGAACAGGACCAAGCUGAACAUACAUGCGCAUGAAAAUAAAUUGCAAAAUGGGGAUAUGAUUAUUUACAGCGUGGCCGUUAUAAAUCAAGCCCUCGAAAUUGACAUCAGCAUAUUACCAAAGGGCAUCAGCUUUUCCUUCUCCUUUGCGCUGCUGAAACCGACCAUUUUCGGGGGGCAGGUCAUAAGGAAGCCCUUCAUCCACGUGGCGCCCUUCUUCGCCCUCAAGGAUGCCUUAGACUCCAUUUCGGUGCCCACCGUAAAGUUUUAA
Messenger RNA from Plasmodium vivax (malaria parasite P. vivax), 2637 nucleotides. RefSeq lists its product as hypothetical. NCBI's taxonomy places the organism in Eukaryota, Apicomplexa, Aconoidasida, Haemosporida, Plasmodiidae. The transcript is spliced from 3 exons. Bases 1 to 2637 code for a protein of 878 amino acids. The record is from RefSeq and is a predicted model, not a curated record.